AUGGUUGAACUUUUUAUAUCAAAUGGAGCUGAUGUUACAGUAAUAGACGAACAAGAAAAAACUCCUCUACACUAUUUAGCAGAAUAUUUACUUUGGAAUAAAUAUAAAUAUGAUCCACCAAUAUUUGGCUAUGUAAAAAUAGCUGAAAUAUUAAUUUCAAAUGGAACUGAUGUGAAUGCUAAGGAUAUUAAUGGAGCAACCGCUCUUCAUUUAGCAGUUCAAUCAUCUAAUUUUGAUUUAAUACAUUUUCUUAUAUCGAGUGGUGCUGAAAUCAAUGCCUUAGAUAAAUUUGGAAAAAACGCACUUCAUUAUGUUUCAUCAGAUGAAGUAGAAAUUUUAAUUGAGGAGCUUAUUUCAACUGGAAUAGAUAUUAAUGCAAAGGAUCAUGAACAAAAAUCUCCUCUUCAUAAUGCUUUGAUAAAGGGAUAUGAAUUAAUAGGGGAAAUUCUUAUUGAACGUGGCGCAGAUGUCAAUGCAAAAGACAAUAAAGGAAGAACAGCCUUACAUUAUGCAACAAUGAAUAACCUUUCUGUUAUUAUUACAGAUCUUUUGUCACACGACGCUGAUAUCAAUGCAAAAGAUUAUAAAGAGAGAACUGCUCUUCAUUUGGCUUCAAAACACUCAAAUCACGGAAUUAGAGAGCUUCUGAUUUCUAAUGGAAUAGAUGCUGAUGCCAAAGAUAUUUACGGAAAAACUGCUCUUCAAUUAUAG
Messenger RNA from Trichomonas vaginalis G3, 711 nucleotides. RefSeq names its product cyclin-dependent kinase inhibitor 2C-related family. The transcript has a single exon. The record is from RefSeq and is a predicted model, not a curated record. Bases 1 to 711 code for a protein of 236 amino acids. NCBI's taxonomy places the organism in Eukaryota, Parabasalia, Trichomonadida, Trichomonadidae. Gene Ontology annotation, molecular function: protein binding.